This is a messenger RNA of Pieris brassicae (large cabbage white), 2842 nucleotides long. RefSeq names its product zinc finger protein 429-like. The record is from RefSeq and is a predicted model, not a curated record. Bases 134 to 2842 code for a protein of 902 amino acids. Gene Ontology annotation, cellular component: nucleus. Gene Ontology annotation, molecular function: RNA polymerase II transcription regulatory region sequence-specific DNA binding; DNA-binding transcription factor activity, RNA polymerase II-specific. The transcript has 15 exons. Gene Ontology annotation, biological process: regulation of transcription by RNA polymerase II. Lineage: Eukaryota; Metazoa; Arthropoda; Insecta; Lepidoptera; Pieridae.
UUUAAACUUAUUCAAAAUAUUAAUUAUUUGCAACAUAUUAUACCCUUUCCAUUCAUUAUUCAUUUUAAAUAAAUUAAAUAAUUUUUGGCUCUGACAAAUUCCAUAUAUUUAAGCUACGACAUGAUAUUAAAAAAUGCCUAAAGUGAAAAAGAAAUCUGCAAAAUCAGGGACUCAUAAGUGCCCAAAAUGUGAAAAGAAAUUUUCGGAUAGUUCAGGUCUAAAUCAUCAUCUUGAAUUACAUGUAGAGGAUCGUCUUCAUGUAUGUACUGUAUGCAAUGCUACAUUUAAAACAAAGAGGUACUUAAGCAGGCACAGAAAGGGUGUUCAUAGUGAACCUGAAGAACAUGAAUGCAAGGAUUGUGGCAAAAAGUUUCAUUUUAAGAGUUCACUUAAUCAGCAUAGGCUGGUGCACACUGAUGAAAGGCCUUACAAGUGCAAGUGGUGCAAUAAAGGCUUUAACUCCACAUACAGCCUGUCUAGUCAUAUCCUAAUACAUAAGAAUUCAAAACCAUUCAAGUGCAGCUUUUGUGAUUAUGCGUGUCGUGACAGCUCAACAUUGAGAAAACAUGAGCAUAGACAUAUAGGCCAAGUAACUACUUAUAACUGCAAGAUAUGUGAGAAAAAAUACAGCCAAAAACGACUAUUAGAAUUUCACGUGGCCAAAGAACACUUAAAUAUUGACGUGAACGUAUUACCUUGCGAUAAAUGCGGAAAGAUGUUUAGGGAUAAACCUUCGCUGAAGGUGCAUGUUCAAAAAAUUCACAAACGUCUCUACGCCGUGAAAUGUCCCGUGUGCGGUGUUACAAAAAGUUGCAAACAACAUAUGGAAGGCCACCUGAGAUCACACCUCGACGAACGACCGUUUUGUUGUACUUUUGAAGGCUGUGCGAAGGCUUUUAAGGACGCGAGGGCACUGAAUCUCCACGAAUUCCUCCACUAUCCGGAGCGCUAUUUGAAAUGUAAAAUUUGUGAUAAACGCUUCUCGCGUCGGUCUAGGUUGGACAGUCAUAAAAAGCAGCAUUACCUCGUUAAGCAGAAAUAUGUUGUGUGUGAUUAUUGUAAUGUCAGAUUUUACUCAAAGAAUUACCUCAUAAAUCACAUAGCCAAAAAACACUUAUAUAAAAAUAAGUACAUAUGCGAUACAUGCAACAAGGAGUUUUGUACAAAACCAAGUCUCAUUGGACAUAUUAUUGCACAUAAUUCAGAAACGGACAAGCAGUGCAAACUGUGCAAGAAGUCAUUCAAGAAACACAUCUAUCUUAAAAGUCAUUAUUGGAAUACACAUUGCAUUAAAUAUAAGAUGACGAGAAAAAAUGUGAAAAUAAAGAGGACUUCAAUGGAUCAAGAAAUAAAAACGGAAGCUGCUGAGAAAUUUGUGAUUAAGUCGGAACCCAUGAGUGAUACAGACGAAGAGACGGAAUACUCGAAGUCAGUUUUGGCUGAAGAUUUAAAGGCUUCCGGCAACCAAAUGAACAUCUUCUACGACAUACAGACACUGGACAGGAAUAAAAUACCCAAAAUCAAUGAUCCGCGGAUAAAUAAAAAGCUAAAAGAGACUGUUAAGACAAAGAUCAAACGGUUAUUGCAAAAAGCGCAGAGUUUGAAGGAGAGGUGUGAUCUAGAGAGAGCGAGAAGGAGAUAUAACAAGCGAAUGGAGAAUUUUUUAAAGAAGGAAGAUCCACAGACUGAAUUAACAAAGACCGAAGUCGGAAAAAUUUCUUGUGAAAGAGAUGAAAAUGGAAAAUUAAAAUUCAACGCUCAUCAGUGCUAUGUUUGUUUUACUCUAUAUAAAACCAAAGAAGAGCUGUUAGAUCAUUGCCAGCAACAUUUUGACUUGUGCCACACUAAAAUGUUACGGAAGUGCCCUCUGUGUGACCACGUGUCGAGCAUGACACUCGGCCGACAUCUACUAAGAAAACACAAAAUUAAAACCAAACUUUACACUGGCAACAUUAAAAAUGAUGGGUCUCAAUUUUAUUAUGACUUGAAUGGUAAAAAAAUUGAUAAACUAGAAGUGAUACCGAGUGUGAAAUUAUUGAACAGACAGGCUUAUAUCGAUUUAGACAGGACAAAUCGCGAGAAAAGAGAUAAAGUUAUCGCAAAAACAAAAUUGGUUAAAAAAGGUACAGAGUGGAUUGUGGAAAAGGAGAAAUUGAAUAUUAAAAACUUUAAAAUACCGAAGCUAUCCGAAAUAAAUUCGUCGAUGAAUUUUGGUGAGGAUCAUUGCGCGCGUAUGAAAUCUUUAAGUGUUGCUACAAAACAAAAUGGCGGCAAAAUGUUAUAUCCCUGCGACCGAUGUGAAAAAAUUUGUCAGACCUUAAGCGCGUUAAAGCUACAUUAUCGACGACACGAUCCAAAUGCCAAGCCAUUUAAGCCUAAAGUGUGGAAGCAUAAAUUAAAAAAUAACUAUAAAAAACCGAAUAACAGUAAUAGUGAUAUAGUCUGUGACAAGACAAAGAGAUAUGUCAAACCUAAACCGAUAACAACCAAGCAUAGAUGCGAUCCAGAACUAAUAAAAUUUUAUGAAAGCAAUAUAACGGGUGACAAUAUAGAGUUCUGGCAGUUUCUUAAAAUAUACAAUCGACUGACUAGAGAAAAUAUUAAAGAUUUUUCGGAUUUAGAACAUAGAACUGAUUUCGGAAUCCAGCCAGUUUCAGAUGUGCCGAGUGGAACUAAUAACAAUAAUAGGAGCUGUAAUUACAAAAUAACUAAAGAUGUUGGUAAAAAGAAAAUGAUACCACAAUUAAAAGUCUUACGACAUAUCUUAAUAAGCAGGAGCGAGUAUAAGAAAAGAAAUGAAAUUAAAGCAAGAUUAAGACAAAAACUUGUUGUGGAAGUAUAA